AAAGAGAGGAUCCAUCUGAGGAGGGACCUUUGGGACAGACUUCAAAACAGUUAUGGAAAAGUGGGAUAGACUUCCCAAUCAGCAGGAGGAGAACUGUACUCUGGAUCCCUCUUCCGAUUCAGUGAGCUUUGAUGCCAGGACCAUGACUGCGAAGCUUCCAGAAAAUUCUCCCAAUGUCUUUGGUUUACAAGAAAAACUGAAGUCACACAAAAUUGCACUGGUCGGGCUUUAUCUCCUUAUGUUUGGGGUUCUGAUCCCUGUCACUGGAUUUGUUAUAGCUCAGGCCCAGAGAGGGAGAGUACAGAAUCCAGAUUCUGGGUCAGCCUUCUUGAGUAAAGAAAAGGACCUGGAAGAUAAGGUGAGAUUGAGGAAAAUAAUGCCUGAUCACAAUGACACUUUAGAGAAGGAGAUUCAGCAGAUCUCUGAUUUCAAAGCAAAUUUUCAUUCACACCUUUUCCAGAACCUCAGUAUGAGAAGUGAGCAAAAGUUUGAAGAUCUCCUCCUGCAGGUGAGCUCCAUCAUCUCUGUUGUGCACACUCAAAGGGGAGCGAUCACUGCCAUCACCAACUCUUUAGCAAACCUGAACGCCACAGUACUUGAAAUGCAGCUCAAUAUAGAGAGCUGGAAAGGCACCUCUCAGAGGAACAUCGGCCAACAGCAGGAGGAGACUGAGAAACUGGAGGAGAGUGUGUUCAAUGUGUCAGCAGAAAUUGUGACCUUGAAAGAGCAGCAAGUCCUUCUGAAGCAAGAAAUAAAAGAAGAAAUGAAACUUUUGGCUAAUAUCACGAAUGACCUUAGACUAAAGGACUGGGAGCAUUCAAUGACAUUGAAAAACUUAACAUUAAUUCAAGGCCCCCCUGGACCAAAAGGUGAACGAGGGGACAGAGGCCCCCAAGGAGUAGUAGGUGCUCCGGGCAUUACUGGCCCAAGAGGUUUUCCAGGUCUAAAAGGUGACAGGGGACUAAUGGGCCCCCAAGGGAGCAGAGGAAAUCCAGGAAGCCCAGGGAUCGUUGGAAGACAAGGUUUUCCUGGACAGAAAGGGCAAAAAGGUGAAAAGGGGGAUCGAAGAUACUACUCUACAGCUCCAAUCAAAACUGUCCGACUUGUGGGUGGCAGCCAACCCAAUGAGGGCCGAGUAGAGAUUCUCCAUAAUGGCCACUGGGGUACUAUCUGUGAUGACCGUUGGGAAUUGCGAAAUGGACUGGUUGUCUGUAAGAGUUUGGGCUAUUCCGGAGUUGAAAAAGUGCAUAAGGAUGCCUACUUUGGAAGUGGUACUGGUGUCAUAUGGAUGAAUGAAGUCCUCUGCUUUGGAAAAGAACUGUCCCUAGAACAAUGCUUGUUCAAAGGUUGGGGUGAGACCAACUGCAAUCACAGUGAGGAUGCUGGGGUUACCUGCAAGGUGUGACAUGAUCCUCUUUCUCCUAAGUUGAGCACAAGG
Molecule: messenger RNA, 1438 nt
Organism: Dromiciops gliroides (monito del monte)
Lineage: Eukaryota; Metazoa; Chordata; Mammalia; Microbiotheria; Microbiotheriidae
Gene: MSR1
Product: macrophage scavenger receptor 1
Biological process (GO): receptor-mediated endocytosis
Cellular component (GO): membrane
Molecular function (GO): scavenger receptor activity
Source: RefSeq, a predicted model, not a curated record